CUGCAGCAGCACACCACAACAAGCUACACAGCUGCUUCGAGAGUGAGGAAGACACACAAAGACAUAUCUAGGGGAGACUAGAAGAGUCGUCCACCGCUUGCGCUGCGUUGGCGUAAUGGCUGCGAGAGAUGAGUCCGUGUUUUUACAGCACUCGCUCCCUGUCGUUGAACACGCGCUGGGCUAUCGCUUCGGAGACAGGCGACUCCUGCUCACGGCCUUGACACAUCGCUCGUUCUGCAACGAGACCCACACAGCCUCGGGGGACUUCGACGAGCUCGAGUGGCUCGGUGACUCUGUCCUCCAGCUGGCGGUCUCUUCCUGGCUGUUUCGCUCGGCCAAGGGCUCGAGGAGGUCCUCAGGACAACUCUCCGCAACAAGACAACGUUUCGUGGACUCGCACGCCUGCGAGUCGUUUGCUCGACAGCUGAAUCUGUUACCUUAUCUUCGCAUCGGGCACGGUCAGCCGGUGGGAGGGACCAAGAUUCUUGCGGAUUGCUUCGAGGCUGUUUUGGGCGCCGUUUACGUCGAUGCCGGGGGAUGCUCAGACCUCGAACCGAUUCACGCCAUCCUGGCCAGAGUCAUCCCGUCCUACAAGCACGACCGGCGAUUACAGGUGCCGCGACAGCCGCCGCACCCUCGUCACCCGCAUUCGCACCCGCACGGUGCGAUGGAACCGCCGCCGGGGCCGCCGGCGGAGGGCCCCCGCAAGCUCAUGAACCUCGCGCACAGGCUCACGCAGAUUGCUAAACGCGACGCGGACAGGGUAGAAGGUGGUGGUGGUCGUGCGGCCCAACCAAUGCAGGGCGAUGCCCCUGCUUCUCCUCCGCUGUCGCGUGCUGCAAACGGUUCGGACCGAGACCCCCUCGAGGUCGUGCGCGAGUUCGACGGACGCCUCAGGGACUUCCAAGGAAACGUCCUCCGGGGGGGUGCGCUGAGCUUCUCGUCGAGGGCUUUCGCGGGUGCGUUCGGGGAAGACGAGGCGCGAUUCUUUUCAGCAGUCGCGACCGGCUGUCCCGAACGGUGCGCCCUUCUCGACAGCGUUUUAGACGGCUCGUCCAUGCUGCGGAAGCACUUCGAUGGUGCUCCCCCGGGGGCUGAACGCGUGGUCAUGGAAGUGGUGCUCGUCCCCUCCGAGCUCCGCCUCCAAACCUUCACGGUGGUGGAGUUCCUCCUCAACAACGUGCUGCAGCCACAGGGAGGCUCGGGCGAGCCAGCCGACAACCCCGUCCUGCGGCUGAUCCGGUCGGCUCCACACGGUGACGCCACCAUCGCCUUCCUGUCGAGCAUCGUCACCGAGACCGCCACCAACUUGCUCCUCAACGCCCACCAGAGAGCAACGAUAUCAGCGGGCGUGGCGCUCGCCCCUCUCCCAGCACCCCUCUACGGCCCCCCCGUCCCCAAUGGCGUUUACAUGAGUCCCCCCCCCCCCGGCAGCCCGAUGUCACCACUGUCACCCCCACACCUGCCGGGGCCAGGCGGCGGCCGUGGACCCCCCCCCCACCUGGGGCUUCCAUCUCUGCAAAACCACUUUAGCUUGCCGCGUCGAAAACGAUCUCAUCCCCAUCGAGGCGGCGGGCCUUGGGGUUCAGCGGGGCCCCGGGGUAGGGGUGGGGGGUUGGGGCGAAGGGGCGGGCGCGGUGGGCGGGGAGGCGGUGGGAUUACGAGGGGGAAGUGUUGAAGCUUGGAGGACUUCGUGAAGGCUGAAGGUGGUCUGGUUUGUUUCCGUCGUUUGAGCGACUUGGCCGUGUUAAGGGUGUGGACUCGAUUCACCCGCGGUCGCAGAGGAGGGGGGAGGGGGCUUGUAGUAUGGACAAGAGAUUGGUCUCUGCGUGGUCGGCCGCUUUAUCUUGUAUGCAUGCCAGGUGCGUGUUUGAUUGGGUGGUUUGGUUUUUUUUUAGCGUAGUAGGGGAUAGGCAGCAGUUCUAAGUCGGGUUGGUGUGGGGUAUACGCAAGGGCCGCCGCGACGGCGAUUCGAGCGGGCAUGUCCAUGUGCGUCAUGCUGUGUUGUCCGUACGCGACGGACGGGUAUUGCGAGGACUGGCAAAGGUUUUGAAGCGGGAACACGGCUUUCUCUUCCCCUGUAGCGCUUCCGUUUUGUUAAAUGUCGUCGAUGCAGCGGUGUGUUCAAACAACGAGAGCGGUUAGCGGUUAGCACUUUGUAGCGAAUCAUUUCGACAUAGCGUUUUGGUGGCACUGCUGUUCUUCCGUCGUCGCCCCCCCCCCCCCCCCCCCCCCCCCCCNCCCCCGCCCCCCCCGGUUACUUUUCUUCCCGACGGCCCUUGCCGUUUGCUUCCCGGCGUGCUUUCUCGUCCGGUUGGUUCGCACGUCGUAACUAGGUGGUUGUGCUGCUUUGUGGCUGUAGCAGAUUGCGGCAAGAAAUGCUGGAGAAAUUACGCAGGUUCGAGAGAGAAGACCGUAUUGACGACUUCGCGAGUGGGAUACACUCCUGUACCAGAUGGAAUUGGCAUUGGAACAUUGUCUUUUAUCGUUGGGUAUUGAGUACCGGUUCAUUUGAGGCUGCACAGGCGUGAAGGUCUGCUGAUUUUUGAAGACCCGUCAGUUUAUGUUGAGUAGGUGUGGAGAGUUUGCAGCUAAGCAUUAUUGUUUGGCAUUGGGACAUUGGUAUGGCGCUGGGUGCAUAGCACGGGUUCAUAGAUGUCGGCGUAGUUUAACCGUUUGGUGAGGCUGUACAGGCGUGAAGGUCUGCUGAGUUUUUAAGACCCGUCUGUUUUGUUGAGUAGGUUGGAGAGUUUGUAGGUCAACAUCAUUCGGAUUCCGAAUGAUGUUGACCUACAAACUCUCCAACCUACUCCAAACAUAAACUGGCGUGUGUUGCGAAGCCGCCUUGUCCCGCAUUAUUUUAAUUUCUGGUUUAGUAAUUAUUAGACUGUGCACGUCUGUCUCCUGUCUGCGAUUUCGUUCUCUGGAGCGUAUUCAUACAGCAGUAUUUUUUUUUUGUGGUAUGUAUGCAUCUAGAUGAGAUGUAAGCACUGUAAUUCAUCGUCGGGAUCUCCAGUAUCGGGUGCCUUGUGUUCAGCGUGGCUUGCAAUUUUUAGGUAUGUCCCUCAGACAGGUCAACUUUCGUACCGCCGACGAAGCGACGGGAUGUGGAAUAAUAGAACACCGGUGACGCCGGGAACACAGCUGCGGACAUCACCCACAGCAGAGGCAGCAAUGCGAUUAGAUCAAGAGGUUAUUUUGGAAGUUAGGAGAUGCUCCAUGGGUUCGAGGUAGUAAUACUCCGCUCGAAGGCAUGUGUACGUCCUGUCCUCUAAAUGGCCAAUGGGGUGACAGGGUGGGCUUACGCCCUUGUCCACACUGGGGAAAUAGCAGCUCUACACUGCUGUAGUCUGCUGCUGCUGUAGAUAUACUAAGUUGUACUAGUAUCUUGUUUGCGAAGUCUCCAAUUCCGCCGGUUUGACAGUAGAAUUGGGUGUGGUUAUUUUUUUCUGAAGGCUUGUUAAGGCGUUUCUAUGUUUGCCGUUGCGAGAAGAUUCUCAGUCUGCCUUGGCCGCAAAAGCGUCGGUGCGUUGGUACUGCGGUGUGCUGUAGACAAGAAAUAAAUCCGGAAUAUCUGCAUCACGUUGACCCGUGGGGAUUCGAACAUUCGAAUUUACACAAGAUUCAGUGCUCCGUCAAAGUUCCUACACUUGUUCUCUAUAUGUCUGCUCAAGCUGUAUGUUUUCUUCGCGACCGGCAGCAUUGAAAUCACCUUUUUUAUUGUUUGUCGGUGGGCUCGUCUCCUCCAUAUCGCGCCAGAGAUUGUGAGUGUGGUCAUAACCAGACUUUGUAGUGCACCCAGCAGAUACUGCUCUGUCUGCUGUACAAGCCGCAACGAUUGUGAUCUU
Ectocarpus sp. CCAP 1310/34 is the source of this 3848-nucleotide messenger RNA. Lineage: Eukaryota; Phaeophyceae; Ectocarpales; Ectocarpaceae. The record is from the annotation of a GenBank genome assembly.